Aspergillus campestris IBT 28561 is the source of this 1875-nucleotide messenger RNA. It is a transcript of the gene plyC, whose product is annotated as polysaccharide lyase family 1 protein. Bases 1 to 1875 code for a protein of 624 amino acids. Lineage: Eukaryota; Fungi; Ascomycota; Eurotiomycetes; Eurotiales; Aspergillaceae. The transcript has 6 exons. The record is from RefSeq and is a predicted model, not a curated record.
AUGCAGAUUCGAAUUUCCCUGGCACUUAGCCUCUUUACCAUCAUCCGGUCUGUCUCCGCCUUGGUCGCCUUUCCCGGUGCAGAAGGGUUCGGCGCCAACGCGAUCGGCGGCCGGGAGGGUUCAGUCUACGUGGUGUCCAACCUCGAUGAUUCCGGCGAAGGCUCUCUUCGCGAUGGUGUCUCGCAGCCAGACCGUAUUAUCGUUUUCUCCGUCGGCGGCGUCAUCAAAAUUGAGGACCGCAUGGUCGUUUCCAGCCGCGUGACCAUCCUCGGGCAGACGGCACCGGGCGACGGGAUAACGGUAUACGGGGAUGGAUGGUCGUUUUCGAACGCUGACGAGGCCAUCGUUCGGUAUAUACGAAUUCGCAUGGGCAAAGGAGGCACGUCAGGGAAAGACGCCAUGGGGAUCGCCGAAGGCAACAACAUGAUUUUCGACCACGUUUCGGUUUCCUGGGGCCGUGACGAGACCUUCUCUAUCAACGGGGAGGCAGCCAACAUCACUGUGCAGAACAGCAUCAUCUCCCAGGGCUUGGAGACACAUUCCUGCGGUGGCCUUGUGCAGACGGACGGUGGCGUCUCGCUGUUCCGCAACCUGUACAUCGAUAACAAAACCCGCAAUCCUAAGGUGAAGGGCGUCAACGAGUUCACCAACAACGUCGUGUAUAACUGGGGCGGCGGAGGUGGUUAUAUCGCCGGCGACUCCAGCGGCGCUUCCUAUGCCAACAUCAUCGGCAACUACUUCAUUAGCGGCCCAUCCACCAGUGUCACGGCCUUCACUCGGGGAAACGUAGACUUCCACGGCUACGUGGAGUCCAACUUCUACGACCCCGACCCGGACGGAAAGCUGAACGGCAGCGAGCUAGACGCCUCGGCCGCCAACUACGGCGGCAUGGAUCUCGUCGCGACCAAGCACGACCAUCCUGCGGUGGCAUAUACCAUGACUCCCGAUGAGGCGGUGACCUAUGUCACAGAGCACGCGGGAGCCUCCAAAGUCCGAGACGGUGUCGAUACGCAGUUGAUCGCGCAGGUCAAAACCUGGGGCAAAGAGGGUGAGCUGAUCUCAGACGAAGCCACCAUGGGAGGUCCAGGCGAUCUGGAUGGGGGUAAUGCCCCUGUUGAUACGGAUGGCGAUGGAAUUCCUGAUGAUGUGGAGAAGGAGCUGGGGACUGAUCCCAACAAGCAUGAUUCGAUGGAGCUGGACAGUAGCGGGUAUGCCACAUCAUCAAAAUUAACCUCGCCAUCCCAGAACCCUGAUGAUCGCCUGUCUCUUCUGUCAGCGUGGCUCGCGCUCGUUCCGCAGGCCCUGUGUGUCAUCUAUGUGACGCUUGUGUGGGCCACGCGCGAAGUAGAAGUGCUCCUCAUGUUUGUGGGCCAAAUGGGGUGCGAGGCGCUGAACUUCAUUCUCAAGCGGAUCAUCAAGGAAGAGCGGCCGCAGCAAAUGUACGGCAAAGGUUACGGGAUGCCCUCGUCACACGCGCAGUUCAUGUCUUUCUUCGGCGUGUAUCUGACGCUCUUCCUGAUUGUGCGGCAUACUCCCGGCGCGACGUCGCACUUGGUGGUGCGGGUUGUGGUGUUGGCGGUGCUUGCGGUUGGUGCCGUUGCCGUCGCUGCUAGUCGGAUCUACUUGAAUUAUCAUACCCUGAGGCAGGUCCUUGUCGGGUCGACCGCUGGUGUGGUGUGCGCUGUGGGCUGGUUCGCGGUGACUUCCUUUCUGCGGGAACAGGGGUGGAUUGACUGGGGGUUGGAGAUGGGAGUCGCCCGGUUGGUACGGUUGAGGGACCUGGUGGUGAGUGAGGAUUUGGCGGAGGCAGGGUGGCUGCGUUGGGAGGAGAAGAGGAAAUUGAGGCGGAAGGCCGCGAUGGAGAAGAGGCAGUAG